Messenger RNA from Pyrenophora tritici-repentis Pt-1C-BFP, 750 nucleotides. RefSeq lists its product as uncharacterized. The record is from RefSeq and is a predicted model, not a curated record. NCBI's taxonomy places the organism in Eukaryota, Fungi, Ascomycota, Dothideomycetes, Pleosporales, Pleosporaceae.
AUGAGCUUAAACGACAUUCCUGCCGACUCCGCUGAGCAUCCUGUUGAUUCAGGCGGUGUUACUAUCGCCUUGGACGAGCCUGUUGUUGAUUCAGGCGGUGUUCCCAUUACCGUGGACGAGUCUGCUGUUGAUCCAGUUGAUGUUCCUGUCACCUUGGACGAGUCUGCUAUCGAUUCAGGCGGUGUUUCUAUCACCUUGAGCGAUUCUGCUAUCGAUUUAAACACACCUCCUAUUCUCACAGUCGUGUGCCCCAGCACCCCGAACAAUGCUGAGAGAAGACCGAAACGUUUAAAUGCGCUUCCUGGUGAUCUCUUCUCCAUGGUCUGCGACUCGAUGGAUUGGAAUUCACACCCCGAGCGUACUGGCCUCCUAUCACUGCGUCGGACAUGCCGUAACAGCUACGAAAAAUCAGAAUUCACCAUGUCGAGACUAUUUCCUUUGACUAUAACAUGGUUCAGCCUCGAGGCAAGCUCACUCGCUGUUUUUCUUAGCUUAUCAAGCAAACCUCGGUUUGCCAGAUACAUGGAGAUGGUAUAUAUCGUAUCUGAUCGCCCGUCAACCCACCCCAAAGAAUAUGAAGACGAGUAUAGCCCUGUGAGGACUGAGGAGGCAGCGCUUAUACUCGCCCAAUGCUUUCGCAACUUGCAAGGCACACUACGAUGGCUGAUGUAUUCCGAGGGGACAUCAAACUUCAUGGGACUUACGACAAUUCUCCGCGCACUACAGGUCUCUCAAUUUCCAAGAUCAUGA